This is a messenger RNA of Prunus armeniaca (apricot), 636 nucleotides long. The record is from the annotation of a GenBank genome assembly. Lineage: Eukaryota; Viridiplantae; Streptophyta; Magnoliopsida; Rosales; Rosaceae.
AUGGAUGCCGAGCGCUUCGACACUUCCGUUCCUCUCUGGAUUCUGCAUGUGGACGGCUCGGCAAACCAGCAAGGCUGUGGUGCCGGCUUGGUGUUAACCACUCCGGACGGUAGCAAAGUCGAGUAUGCCCUCCGAUUCAACUUCCGGACCUCCAAUAACGAGGCAGAGUAUGAGACUCUCUUGGCCGGCCUUUGGCUAGCCAAGAGCAUGAGCGCGAGGCAGAUCAGCAUUCAAGGAUGCCUCUAUGUGAAUCAGAUAACGGUAGACUUUGCAGCCAAGGAUGCCUCUAUGUCAGCUUACCUAUCGGCAGCUCACCAACUACUGGAAAAAUUUCAGGCGUACGAGGUACGGCAGAUCCCGAGGUCAGAAAACAGCCACGCCGAUGCGCUCUCCCGUUUAGCUUCGGCAAUAAAUGACAAGAUCGGAAGGAAGGUACCGGUGGAGAUAUUAUCCCAACCAAGCACGACAGCUAGUGAGGUGUGUACCGUUCGGUACGAGGACACAUGGAUGUCUCCGAUCUAUGCCUUCCUGACAACCGGAACCCUUCCUAAGCUCGAAAACUCCGUUACCGAUCUGCAAGAUACAAAGUCAUCAACGAUGUUCUGUACAAGCGAGGCUACACCACAUCGUAUCUAA